Messenger RNA from Postia placenta MAD-698-R-SB12, 963 nucleotides. RefSeq lists its product as hypothetical. Bases 1 to 963 code for a protein of 320 amino acids. The transcript is spliced from 4 exons. The record is from RefSeq and is a predicted model, not a curated record. Gene Ontology annotation, molecular function: ribonuclease MRP activity. Gene Ontology annotation, biological process: nuclear-transcribed mRNA catabolic process, RNase MRP-dependent; tRNA processing; intronic box C/D snoRNA processing. Lineage: Eukaryota; Fungi; Basidiomycota; Agaricomycetes; Polyporales; Adustoporiaceae. Gene Ontology annotation, cellular component: ribonuclease MRP complex; nucleolar ribonuclease P complex; cytosol.
AUGUCUGACAAGGUCGCUAGAACGCUCACCAAUCCAUCGAAUCGUGCAAAGCCCAAAGAUGACAAUGACCGGAGGAUUGUGUAUCGGAGUGUCCUCGAAAAUCCAUUUCGGAUUCAAUGGUGGCCUUCCGUUCCUGUGAAUUUGCAGAACUCCAUCUUGGCCCGCGUGAUAGACAUGGCCGAAGGAGUAUCUGAAUAUCAUCUCUCCCGAGAGAAAAUGAGCCGUAAGAGAAAGCGGUCUCAGAAAGGUUCGAAUAGCCGGCGGUCUAAAAGGCGAUCUCAUACCGAUCCGGCUUUCCCGCCGGCACCGAGGACCGAGCCUGACGACGAGACAUCUGGGAACAGUAUUCUACCCCAGCCUGUCAUUCGGCACCACCUGACCACUGGUAUCAACGAGGUGACCAAACUAUUGGAAAGGGUGGCCCAGUCAUACCGACAAACAAUCACCGCCCUCGACACUCUUGUUCCCGAGUCUCGCUCGGAUACAGGUUCCAUCUUGAUCCUAGUCUGUCGAGGGGAUGUCGACCCGCCCAUCCUCAUUGACCAUUUACCCCACCUCGUAGCAGCUUGCAAUUCCAGUCGUUCGGACCCACUGGACAACGGGAUCUGGCUUGUUCCUUUGCAGAAGGGCGCAGAGUCUUCCUUGGCAGAUGCCUUGGGCCUGAGGCGGGUGUCGGUGCUGGCCGUUCAUGUGAAUGCUCCCCGAUUUCGGGAAUUGACUCCCCUUCUAGGGAGCGUACAGUUGUUGCGGGCCUCGUGGUUGACUCCGCGCCAAGGGCAGCACGAACGGUUAGUGCCAACACAUGUCAAACAAUUACGGACGACUGCCCCCAAGGAUAUGAAGGGAGCGAAGGAGCAACGUGCGCGAAACCGAGCAGCUGCACGGGAAAGGAAGAAGGAAAAGAAGCAGAAGGUAGCGCAGAAAACUGUAAUAUCCUCUGCAGCCCCUCUAUGUCCCACAUAG